CCCCUUUUCACGUACAUCCACCAUCUCUCUACAUUUCCAUCCAACAUUCUCGAAAUGGCGGUGAUCUCUGAUGCACCUCAUUCGGCUUUAUUAGCCUCAAAGCACAUCUUACCCGCUCUCAAAGCAUUCUGGCCAACGUUUCAAGAACAUUUUGCAAAGCAUGGCGGUUAUCUCUCCCUUGAAGCAGCAAAAUUAUACUAUGCACGAGUUGAUCCAUUGCAUACAGCAAUUUGGAUCUGUGCAUUUUUCUCAACGUUUGUGUAUAUCACACAACAAAUCACAGGAAAUGCAAGUCAAGUUGAUCGUUUAUGGACUUUCUUACCUGUGAUUUAUACCAUCCAUUUCACCUUUCAACAAUCUUUGGCUGGCUUUUUGGAUCCACCAAAACUUGCAGGCUUGUUCUCUUCAACUACAAACGCAAAAGCUGACGCUCAUCAAAUCGUCCCUCGUUUGGCUUUGAUCUUGUUUUUGCAAGUUUUGUGGAGCGGUCGUUUAACAUUCCAUGCCAUCCGUCGUGGAUUCUUCAAAAAAGGUGAAGAAGAUUACCGUUGGCCAGUGUUGCGUGAAAAGUUGCCAAAAUGGGCGUGGGAAUUGUUCGCUUUGUUCUUCAUCGCGAUUGCACAAAACAUCCUCUUGGCUUUGACCGCUUUGCCUCAAUACAUGAUCCUUACGUCCACAUGGUCCACACUUAACAAGCCUGCCCAUCCAGCCGAUCAAUUGAACAAAUGGGACUUCCUCGUUGCUGCUCUGACUAUCCUCAACCUUUCGCUGGAGAUGUUGUCUGAUCAACAACAAUGGACGUAUCAAAACUACAAAAGAGGCAAGGAUGCUUCUUUGAACGAUUUCCCACCAGCAAAGUUGAAGAUGCUAAAAGAAGAAGCUGAUGUUAAACGUGGAUUCUUGACAAAAGGAUUAUGGAGAUACAGUCGUCAUCCAAACUUCUUCUGCGAACAAAUCAAUUGGUGGUUGUUUUGGUCAUAUGUCGUGAUCACUUUCACGCCUGCAAACGGACCUGUGCCUUGGUCAACUUUCCUGAAAAGUUAUGCUACCUUGAGUCCUGUUUUGAUGAACUUGCUCUUUGUCUCUUCUACGGCAUUCACUGAAGAAAUUACUGGCAGCAAAUACCCAGCCUACAAAGCUUAUCAAAAGCGUGUGGGUAUGUUCUUGCCUGUUGAUACUUUGGUUCGUGCACUGUAUUAUCGUUUCAUUGCCAGCGCAGAUACCCGCAAACGAGUCGAGGAUGAUGUUUGGGGCAAUGGUCCAUCCAUCAAGUCAAAGUAGACUUGACUCACCAAUGACCUUCUGGUUAUACCACAAUUCCGUACUGUUUAUAGACACAAAGAUACCGAAAUGAUUCAGAUCAAUGCAAUAUAUAUUCUAUUCUAC
Meira miltonrushii is the source of this 1386-nucleotide messenger RNA. Its product is annotated as DUF1295-domain-containing protein. The record is from RefSeq and is a predicted model, not a curated record. Gene Ontology annotation, cellular component: membrane. The transcript has a single exon. Lineage: Eukaryota; Fungi; Basidiomycota; Exobasidiomycetes; Exobasidiales; Brachybasidiaceae. Bases 55 to 1281 code for a protein of 408 amino acids.